AUGCUUUUGGUGCAGAUCCUGAGGUCGCAAACUUUAUUCGCCCUUGUCCUGGGAACAAUCAUUGUCUUCAGCUACACCUUCCACAGAAUGGAGACCAAGUUUACCAGCUUUGGAGGCCUUGUGAAGCAAUUUAAAGAAAGUGAAGUUCCUGCAGGUAUUGACAGCGGGAGUGAACUUUGGGCAAUGAAAGAUGGGACCCAGAGACAUGCUAGAACGGAAUGGGCAAAAAAUGACAAAGAAAUUAAAGCUGUCCUUAGAAAACUAGACGACCUGAUGCCCAGCGUCACUUUCAUGGAUAUAAAUACCACCACAAGUGCUAAGAACAGCAAGGCCACCAUCUUAAACUACAAAGACUCUUAUUGUGUUGGCGAGCAUUUGAUGGUUCGACUGGAUUUAUACAACUACUUAGGCAAGAGGAAGGAAUACGGAGGAGACUUCUUACGAGCGAGGAUCUUCUCUUCAAGUCUUAACGCAGGAGCUUCUGGGCGCAUCACAGACUAUAGGAAUGGGACGUACCUGGUCAAUUUCACUUUAUUCUGGACUGGCAAUGUUAAAGUAUCCCUCAUGCUCAUCCACCCCAGCGAAGGAGUUUCAGCACUGUGGGCUGCAAGGAAGAGAGGCUACGACAAAAUUGUUUUCACAGGCAAAUUUUUAAAUGAAACGUUAGAUGUCUUCACUGAAUGUGGAUUUAACAAGACGACCAAUGCAGAACUGUGUGAGUAUCUAGAUGAGCGAGACCAGGAGGCCUUCUACUGUGUGAAACCAAAGUUUGUGCCAUGUGAAGCUUUCGUCCAGCUGAAGUCCAACAACAGACCCAUCUCAUAUUUCACAGCCAUGGAAAAGAGACUUUUAAACAGUGUUGGAAUUGAGAUCCCUCAGAAUUUCGGGAACAUUCGUGUCGUGCCCUGCAAAACGAGUAAGGUGACAAGAGACAAGUGCAGGAUUGGGAUGGCUUCUCCUGUCCCCAGCGGCUACGUUUUGCACAACACCUGGCACCCAGAAUUUUGCUCCAUCCACGAUUUCAGCACUUUGGAUAAGAUCCAUGCCAGCCUGAAGAGCAAAAUGAUUUAUCUCAUGGGGGAUUCAACAUCAUUUCAAUGGAUUCAUUACCUUACCAAGAGAGUGACAACGUUGAAGUACUUUGAUCACCAAAGCGUUCCAGUCUUCAAGACACAUGUGGCUUUGGACCUGGAGAGGAACACAUUCAUCCAGUGGAAAAAACACGGGUACCCCAUUGUGACCAAGUCCUUCUAUUCAGUCAAAGAUUUGAAUUACAUUGCUCGGGAAAUCGACCAAGUAGCAGGGGACAACAACACAGCCAUCAUCGUCGCUAUAGGCCAGCACUUCAGACCAUUCCCCAUGGAUCUCUUUGUGCGAAGGGUUGUAAACAUUCGCCGCGCCAUUGAGCGCCUUCUCCUGAGAAGCCCUGACACGAAAGUCAUUGUCAAAGCAGAGAAUAUCCGAGAAAUGAAUGCAGACACAGAGAGAUUUGGCGACUUCCAUGGCUAUGCCCAAUACCUUGCCAUGAAAUACAUUUUUCAAGGUCUCAGGGUUGGCGUAAUUGAUGCCUGGGACAUGACUAUCGCCUAUAAUACAAACACAAUUCACCCACCAGAACAAGUGGUAUGGAGCCAAAUCGUGAUGUUUCUAACAUACCUCUGUUAAGAAUGACCUUGACCCUUAUGAUCAUUGGAGAGAACCGUCUUGUCUGUUCCAUUUGUGCCUGCCUGGGUGGUGACUGGAGCAGCCUGAUGGGACCAUGCGUCUUCACUCUUGAAGGCACUGCAGUGGUUGCUGGCCCAAUUUAAAGUGUUAGUACUAGCAUGCAAACCUGCAAGCAGCUUGGGAUCCAAGUACUGAAAUGUGCCUCCCUCAAUAUCAACCAUCUUGGGCCCUACGAUUGGUAGGGAGUCCACCACCGAAUGCUGCCAAGUUGGCACUGAUCCAUGCCGGAGGUCUUCAUUUUGGCAGUUUGCCAUUUGUGGAACGCCCUCCCUGGUGAGACGUGUCUGCCUCCCUCACUAACAUUCAGGAAAACCUUGAAAACAUUCCUCUUCACCCAGGCUAAAAGAUGCCGUUCCUAGAAACCUUAAAUUAUUAGCUGUGGAAUCACUCUCAAAUAUAGAAUAAUCAGACUGGGUGCAGCUGCUUCUGUGUAAGUAACCAGCAGGAAGCCUCUUGGCUAAAUCUCAGUGAGAAACAUCUAUCACUGGAAGUCUCUUGGGAAACUGAGCUUGUGUGUGACAUCUUCCAAUCCCAGGGUGGCUUCCACUGAGCCAGGUUACAACAACCGUUGUUUGGGCUGCACUAAGAUGAGUGGCAGUUCAGCUUUUUAUUCAUAGGCAAAAGUGCUGCACAUGACAGAGUGGAAACCAGAAGAGGGAGCUAAAGGCCCUGGGAACAGACAAUAAAAUCAAACCCUGCAUUGAUUUCUAGUUGCACAGGGGGACUUGCCACCAUUCUGUUGACCAAAAUUUGCCUUUGUGCUUGUGAGGAAUGCUUUUCUUUUGCAAAAGGAAUGCUUCAUCAUACCUCUGGGGGGGGGGCCAUUGGGCUAUUCAGUUGAACCCAGUGCCUGACCCUUGUCUGUGUGUCCAGAGUCUACCUUGUCAGAGAUAUGGCUUGGAUUUCAGGAUAGAGAAACCUGU
Zootoca vivipara (common lizard) is the source of this 2648-nucleotide messenger RNA. RefSeq names its product NXPE family member 2-like. Lineage: Eukaryota; Metazoa; Chordata; Lepidosauria; Squamata; Lacertidae. The record is from RefSeq and is a predicted model, not a curated record.